AUGAAGGAGAAAGAGACCGAACCCACUGUGGCCGUGACCACCGGAGCGGCCAUCGACGAAGCAGCACCAGAUGUGGCCAUCUCCCAUCUGAAACAACUCAAGAAGGAGCAUGAAUGGGACCCAAACCUGCCCGAAGAUCUCAUUGACAAUUCUCCAUAUCCAGAAGUGCGUGCAGCCGUCCCAAACUACGACGAGGGCGGUCAUACCAAUACCAUCCGCGCCUGGGUCAUUGGCCUAGUCCUAUCCACUGUUGCAUCGGGGAUGAACAUGCUAUUCUCUCUGCGGCAGCCGUACAUUGUUAUUCCUUCGUAUGUUGUUCAGGUUGUGGCCUACCCAAUCGGUGUAGGUUGGGCCAUGUUGCUGCCGAACAAAACUUUCAAUGUGUUUGGUCUCAAGUUCAAUCUGAACCCCGGCCCUUUCAGCAAAAAGGAACACGCCAUUGCAGUCCUCAUGGCCAAUGCUUCUUUUGGGGGUGGUACUGCCUAUGCCACCGAUAUCCUAGUCGCCCAGCGAGCCUUCUACAAACAACGGUUCGGUUGGGGCUUUGAGCUUCUCUUGUGUAUAUGUACUCAGAUGUUGGGCUUUGGCUUUGCGGGCUUCUUUCACCGGUUUCUCGUCGCCCCAGCAGCUAUGAUUUGGCCCUCGACGCUCAUAAAUACAUCUAUAUUUAGUGCACUGCACGAUCGCAGUCUCCCCGAUCCACGAAAGGUUGCUGGUUGGACAAUCGGCAGAUAUCGCAUGUUUUUGUACUGUUUGGUCGGAUCUUUCGUCUGGUACUGGUUUCCUGGUUAUAUUGCUCCCUUCCUCAGCGUCUUCGCCUGGGUGACAUGGAUCAAGCCUCAGAGCCCUGUCGUCAACCAGCUCUUCGGCGGCUGGACGGGCUUGUCUUUACUCCCUAUUACCUUUGACUGGACUCAGAUCUCCGGUUUCAACUUCAGUCCACUGAUCUCGCCGUGGCAUGCCCAUGCGAACACCCUUAUUGGUAUGGUAGUGUUCUAUUGGAUCUGCACUAUCGGUCUACACUACAAUAAUGCCUACUGGUUCAAGCAUUUGCCCAUUAGUGAUUCCAGCAGCUAUGAUAACACCGGAUCGGUAUACGAUGUGUCUAGAAUCCUGACACCAGAGUUUACCUUCGAUGAUGCCAAAUACAAAGAGUACUCGCCACUCUUUCUGUCCACUACAUUUGCUUUGUGUUACGGCCUGAGCUUUGCUGGCGUUAUUGCCGUCCUUCUGCACGCAAUAUUGUUUCAUGGCAAGGAGGUCUUGGCUCGUGUCAAGACUUUCCGCAAGACUGAGGAUGAUGUCCACGCCCGUCUAAUGGCUCGCUUCAAGCCCGUACCGCUGUGGUGGUAUGGUGCACUCUUUUUGACCAUGCUUGGUAUAGGUCUGGGUGUGUCACUCGGAUAUCCUACUCAUCUGAGUUGGUGGGCUUUCUUCGUCUCCUUGAUCAUGGCCAUCGUGUGGACUUUGCCGGUCGGGAUUGUGCAGGCAGCCACAAACAUUCAACUGGGGCUUAACGUUUUGACAGAGUUUGUGAUCGGCUACAUGCAGCCUGGAAGGCCAAUGGCCAUGAUGCUUUUCAAAACAUUUGGUUAUAUAUCCAUGUCCCAGGGCUUAUACUUCUGCCAGGACAUGAAACUCGGUCACUAUAUGAAAAUUCCUCCCCGGGUUACAUUUGCCGCCCAAAUGGUCGCUACCCUGUGGACGUCGAUCGUCCAAAUUGCAGUCAUGAACUGGGCAUUAGGAUCGAUCGAUGGUAUCUGUGACAAGGAUCAACCGAACCACUACAGCUGUCCGAAUGGCCGCGUUUUCUUCAACGCCUCCGUCAUCUGGGGAGUCAUUGGGCCCGCUCGCAUGUUCUCACCCGGUCAGCUCUACUCCGGCUUAAUGUGGUUCUGGCUCGCUGGCGCUAUCUUGCCUGUACUCAUCUAUCUGGGCGCCCGUAUAUGGCCCCGGAGCAAGAUCCGCUACCUAAGCGCGCCCCUGAUCUUCACCGGUGCCGGAUUGAUUCCCCCUGCUACGCCGCUCAACUACCUCAGCUGGGGCAUUGUGGGCUUCAUCUUCAACAAGUGGAUUCGCAGCCGCUGGCGCGGCUGGUGGAUGCAGUACAACUAUGUCCUGUCUGCAGGACUCGACGUCGGUCUCACCCUAUCCACGAUCGUCAUCUUCCUUUGCCUGCAGUUGACUGAUACCACUUUCCCGUCAUGGUGGGGUACUCGUAUUGCAACAGAUACUAUGGAUGCUGCCGGCACAGCCGUAGAAAUUACUGGAGAGAAAUUUGGCCCAACGACAUGGCCAUCCGGUUGA
This is a messenger RNA of Aspergillus oryzae RIB40, 2307 nucleotides long. RefSeq names its product small oligopeptide transporter, OPT family (gene optB). Gene Ontology annotation, molecular function: oligopeptide transmembrane transporter activity. NCBI's taxonomy places the organism in Eukaryota, Fungi, Ascomycota, Eurotiomycetes, Eurotiales, Aspergillaceae. The transcript is spliced from 4 exons. Bases 1 to 2307 code for a protein of 768 amino acids. Gene Ontology annotation, biological process: transmembrane transport. The record is from RefSeq and is a predicted model, not a curated record.